AAUUCUCUUUCAUUUUAGGUUCUAGUGUUUUCUUUUUGCAAAAUAGGAAAUGCAGUCGUGUACUUACUAUAUCCAGUGUUUGUCUUUAUUUAGAAUGUCUUAAUAAAUCUUUGGUUUGGGAUUAUUGGAUUGUAUCGACUUGAACUGUCUUGUGCAACAGGAUCUGAACUCACAUUAGCUUAGGCACCUGUGGAAAUGAGAUGUUGGCUUUUGUGUCUGACAGCAGGAGACGUAGCCUCAGGCUUGUCCUUCAAGUGAUCACCUCAGAACAUUCUUUCUCUUUGCCAUUCCACUCCACCAAAGAUGGACUUUCUCCUACCUCAGCUGGUUAGCCUUUGACAGCAUUUUCAGAGAAAAAGACUCAAGCUCGCCAGAAUCUGUAUCAAUUUCUGGGAAAGAGUUCUCCUUAUCCCUAUUUGGUUUAUAUGCUUACCAAUGGCAUGGAGUCAAGCAGGAAGUUUCCAGAAGGAAGGGACAUGGAGCAGACAACAUGACAGAUGUUUACAACAUAACCAGAAAGCUCGGGUUAUGUAUGAUUUUGCUGCUGAGCCUGGAAAUAAUGAACUGACGGUUAAUGAAGGAGAAAUCAUCACAAUUACAAAUCCGGAUGUUGGUGGAGGAUGGCUGGAAGGAAAAAACAGCAAAGGAGAACGUGGACUUGUUCCCACAGACUAUGUUGAAAUUUUGCCCAAUGAUGGAAAAGACCCAUUUUCUUGUGGAAAUUCAGUGGCUGACCAAGCCUUCCUUGAUUCUCUCUCAGCAAGUACAGCUCAAGCCAAUUCGUCAGCUGCCAACAGUAACAACCAGGUCAGUAGCGGCAAUGACCCCUGGUCAGCCUGGAAUGCUUCCACAUCUGGAAACUGGGACAGCACUGAUGGGUGGGGAGCCAAGCCAGAGGGGGCCGCAGCCCAAAGAAACACCUCCAAUAACUGGGACACCGCCUUUGGUCACCCCCAGGCCUACCAAGGACCAGCAACCGGUGAUGAUGACGAGUGGGACGAAGACUGGGACGACCCCAAGUCAGCUGCUCCUUACUUCAAGGAUUCAGAGUCGGCAGAAGCAGGGGGUGCUCAGCGGGGCAACAGCCGUGCCGGCUCCUCCUCCAUGAAGCUGCCGCUCAACAAGUUUCCUGGAUUUGCAAAACCUGGAAUGGAACAGUAUUUGUUGGCCAAGCAACUAGCAAAACCCAAAGAGAAAAUUCCUAUCAUUGUUGGAGAUUAUGGCCCAAUGUGGGUUUAUCCUACCUCUACAUUUGACUGUGUGGUAGCAGAUCCCAGGAAAGGCUCCAAAAUGUAUGGUCUGAAGAGCUACAUUGAAUAUCAGUUAACACCUACGAACACUAAUCGAUCCGUAAACCACAGGUAUAAGCACUUUGACUGGUUAUAUGAACGUCUCCUGGUUAAGUUUGGGUCAGCCAUUCCAAUCCCUUCUCUUCCAGAUAAGCAAGUCACAGGUCGCUUUGAAGAAGAAUUUAUCAAAAUGCGCAUGGAGAGACUCCAGGCGUGGAUGACCAGGAUGUGUCGUCACCCAGUAAUCUCAGAAAGUGAGCUUUUCCAGCAAUUUCUAAAUUUCCGAGAUGAAAAGGAAUGGAAAAGUGGGAAGAGAAAGGCCGAGAAAGAUGAGCUGGUGGGAGUUAUGAUAUUUUCCACCAUGGAACCAGAAGCACCUGACUUGGACCUACUAGAAAUAGAACAGAAGUGUGAUGCUGUUGGUAAAUUCACCAAAGCCAUGGACGAUGGUGUGAAGGAGCUGCUGACCGUGGGGCAGGAGCACUGGAAGCGGUGCACAGGGCCAUUACCCAAGGAAUAUCAGAAGAUAGGAAAAGCCUUGCAGAGUUUAGCAACAGUGUUUAGUUCCAGUGGUUAUCAAGGCGAAACGGAUCUCAACGCUGCCAUCACUGAAGCAGGAAAGACUUAUGAAGAAAUUGCUGGUCUUGUGGCAGAGCAGCCAAAGAAAGAUCUUCAUUUCCUCAUGGAAUGUAAUCAUGAAUAUAAAGGCUUCCUUGGCUGCUUCCCUGAUAUUAUCGGCGCCCACAAGGGAGCAAUAGAAAAAGUGAAAGAAAGUGAUAAACUGGUUGCAACUAGUAAAAUCACCCCCCAGGACAAACAGAACAUGGUGAAGCGGGUUGGCACUAUGUCUUAUGCGUUGCAAGCUGAGAUGAAUCACUUCCAUAGCAACCGGAUCUAUGACUACAACAGUGUCAUCCGCCUGUACCUGGAGCAACAAGUGCAGUUCUAUGAAACAAUUGCAGAAAAGCUGAGGCAGGCCCUUGGCCGCUUCCCAGUCAUGUAGACCAGAACAGAAAAUGACGAGAACUCCGAAGUGCUUCUUUCUGACUUUGGGCAAUGCAAUUUAAUAUUUUUCCCCCCUUCUGCAAAAACAAAAAGGAAAGAACGAACGAAAACCAAAAAGAAACAGAGUUGCAAAAAACUGCAUCUAUUUUAUUAACAAACCUAAAUGAACACAUCGGUUACUUAGGGACAGUUGUCUCUGGCUCAUUUCCACAUCCAUUAUUUAAAACAAUGGAAAUUGUCUCUAUUUUUGGAAAGUACUUAAAGUUAUCAGAAUUUUGAAUGGAAAAUUAGGGGUUUCCCCCACUGAUAUUUUACAUAAAAUUGUGAUUUUUACAUCGUCCAUGAUCUUCUGGUUCUUACCCAAUGUCAGAUGAUUACUAAUUGCUUUCUUAAAAAUAUGAAAUAUGCCGGGAUAAAAAAAUAUAUAUGUUUGUAUAUUUUUAUAACUCUUUUCAGUCCUGUGGGACACCUGUCUACUUAGGAAAAUCUACAUGCCUUUCACGGAUGUAUUUAUGACUCCAGUGCUUACGUUUCCAGGAGAGAGGAAGCCAGGAGAGGGGCUCCUAGGGCCGCUCCUCACCGGCAGCGGCUCACAGUCACUGUCCCCCUUUCCCCAGGAACAUUGCUGAGCGUCCCCUUCUGUGCAGAGGGCUUGCUCCCUGGCACCCCCUUCCCAGGCAUAGUUCUGGCCAGAAGGAAUAUGCUGGAGAAGUAGGGCUCUGACUCUGCUCCCAGGGCUGGGCUGACCCUGGUGCUCGGGAAAGAGUGGUCCCCGGGACAAACAUGCUCCCCACAGCUCUCACCUCGAAUGGAAGUCUCAGUCUAUCCAGUCAGACGUGAUGAGAAAUGGGUGUGAGAGCGUAAUUUGCUCCUCGCUUCAGAAGGGAGACCAGCGGGCCAAGGCUAUUAUCUGAAAAGAUGAAAAACCCAGCUCAGUAGACCUCUCCGUCCCCACCAAAUGGAAAAGUUUAGGGACCGAUAUAAGGGUGACAACCUGAAUAAUGCACAGUGAUCCCUAGAGCUUUUAUGUUCAAGAAGUACGGAGUGAUGUUCCUCGUGACUGCACCCUAAACGUCAGAGUUGUCCUGACCACUAGGACUCCAGUAAACGGCAUAAAGCCAGACACCAUCUUCAUAGACUGUCCGCUUUCCAUCUGAACACACACUAUCUUGCCUGCUGGCGAGCGUGUCCGUCCACAGUUGCCUUACGACAGUACCCACACUGCUUUCAUUUUCCUGACCUACCGAUUAUAGUAUAGAAAAUGGAAAGUUUGGGCCCACACAAAUAAAAUGAAACCAAAAAAUAAGUAGAAGAGGAAAUCAGACGAACAUGAAUAUGAGAAUUUCUUGUUCUUUAAUAUCACGGGUUUUGUUGACGUUUUAUAAGUAAUUUUCCCUACUUGAUUUUUCUUUUAUAAAAUCUCAUAGAACAAUGUUUAUGAUACAACCAUUUAAUAUAUGUACAAAUUGUAAAGAAUAUGUAUAAAUGUUUUACACAAAUGUAAGAGCAUGUAGAAGCCAACAUAUAAAUAAAUUGUUUAAAAAAAAAACCUGUACAGUAAAUUCUGAAAGCACUUUUUCAAAACA
Molecule: messenger RNA, 3880 nt
Organism: Nyctereutes procyonoides (raccoon dog)
Lineage: Eukaryota; Metazoa; Chordata; Mammalia; Carnivora; Canidae
Gene: SNX9
Product: sorting nexin 9
Exons: 18
Coding region: 436-2292 (618 amino acids)
Biological process (GO): cleavage furrow formation; intracellular protein transport; endocytosis
Cellular component (GO): plasma membrane; cytoplasmic vesicle
Molecular function (GO): phosphatidylinositol binding; protein binding
Source: RefSeq, a predicted model, not a curated record